This is a messenger RNA of Porites evermanni, 8134 nucleotides long. NCBI's taxonomy places the organism in Eukaryota, Metazoa, Cnidaria, Anthozoa, Scleractinia, Poritidae. The record is from the annotation of a GenBank genome assembly.
CACGGCAGUAGGACGGAAAAUGUAAGUAAUUCAGAUUGUAGGGGAAUUUGUGUGAUUUGCCAUGUCACAAGUUAAUCAGGUAGACUGCCCGAUUUGUGGAAGCUUCUUCUCGGCUUCUUCCGUGAAUGAGCACGUAAAUAAGUGCCUGAAUGCGAAGGAAGCUUCACCACCGAACGAGAAGCGAUGUACACCACUUGGAACGAAGAGCCGACAUGAUUGUAUGAACAGCUCUCCUCUGGGAAAAGGUACUUUAUUGCAAAGAUCGUCUGGUUUCUUUGGCAAAAGAAGUGAAAGAAAAGUUAAUAACUCACUGAUGACAAGUCCUGCGACGGGUACUCUAAAAAGAAGCUUAUCCAACAGCUUUUCAAAUUUGGCGGGAAAUUCAGACGCGAAUCCUCUUUCCAAGAGAUUGAAGCAAAACGAAGCACCAAAAACCUCCAAAUCGGAGCCCAAAAGUACAGAAAAUAAUACCGCCCUUCCUUCAGGGACAAGUAAUUCCAUCUCUGGUCAUAGUUCAACUUCGUCUUCUUCUGGGAAAAAAGACGGCCAAAAAUCAAAGAACAGCCAAUUUCUGCCACUUGCAGAAAGAAUGCGCCCAAAAACUUUGGCUGAAUAUGUGGGGCAGUCGAAGGUGCUUGGAGAACACAGUCUACUGAGAACCCUGCUUGAGGCUGAGGAAAUUCCAUCUAUGAUACUUUGGGGACCUCCUGGCUGUGGAAAGGUAAUCAAAACAGGGAUAUUUUUAUUCACUGCUCGGGAGGGGGGCACUGAUGGUGGACAAAACACUGACCCCCAGUCAGUGGGUAUCCAUAGAUUGCCCAUAUGGACUACCCUAAAAUGGACUACGCCGCUGAAGUUUAGUGAUUAGGGUUAGGAAACGUUCCAUUUAGGGUCAUUAUACUGGUAAAAAUGACCUGAAUCCAAGUUAGGGUAGUCUAUAUGGGUAAUCCAUGGACUGGGAGGGUCAGUGUUUUGUCAACCACUGGGGGAUCUCCCACUUAAUAGUGAUGGGGAUGCUCACUGGAAAAUUCAACUCCUAAGAGAGGCAAAGUGGGUAUGGCUCAAGCUUAAACUGACCCCUAAAGGAGAUCAUACUAAACAGACAUUUUUUUAUGGUGCUCAAAAUGUUAACCUAGAAUGCCUUUCACCUUCAAUAAGAUUUCAAAAGCAUUGUCCUAAAUCUCUAGUUUUUUAAAAAUGUCUUCACGCAUAACCUUAAGUGAUACCUGAAUUUGCAAAUAUCCUUCUCAGAUUACAGUAAAUCCUCUAUUAAGUUCCCCCUCUCAAAUAAGCCCAAAUCUCUCUGAUAAGCCCGCCCUCCUUUUCAAGGGAAGAAAGUUAAGAAGCCCCCCUCCCCUCCCCUUGUUAUUUUUCACUAAUAAAUGAUAGACUAUAUUAAUCAAUCACGACUGUUAACCCAUUCGCCCCCGAGCUGCCCAUAACCGCCCAUGUGGAUCCACGUCCUUUCUACCGCUUGCAACAUCAUCAGUUUUAACGGUCAAGGGCAACUUUGUCUGCUAACUUGUGCAGAGUGAAGAGAUCUUUCAAACCAUACCAGAAUGAGCACAAUUCAGUCAAUGACAUUGGAGAAAAAGGACAAAAACCAUGUAACAUUGACCUGAAAAUCUCCAUGAAAAUCUUGUUCCAUUGCCCACCUACCUUUCCUUUCACCUAAUCCUAAGAUCCUAAAAUCUUUCCUAAAAACUAUUCCCGCCAAAAUGAAGCCCACUAAAUGCCCAGCAAGAGAAAAAAAAAUGAGGCAAGAAAAGCAAAAAGAGAGGGGAAAUUUUGAAAUUUUGCUUUCUGCGCUUACCCGAACUUUGCAAGCUAAUAGUUUGCAUCUGGAUCAGAAUGCCAUAAAGUGUACGACCUGUAAACGGUUUUGUGGUAAAUUUAGCUCAUUAUAGCACGACAGUGACCAGAAAACCACUUGACUAGCUUCAAAACGUGUUUUUCGGCAAAAUCUCCAGGAGCAAAUGGGUUAAACUUUGUGUGGACUGAUCCAGGAUGGUUUAUUUACCAACUGGAAGUUCAGAUUUAUUUUUGCUCCUCCGCUGCAUGACCUCCAAGCUUUUCAUCUUUGUAUUCCAGUUCUUAAUGGAGACCUGAUACCAUUGUCUUUGCUGAAUUGAGUAAGCCCCCCUCUCAAAUAAGCCCCCGUCUCUAUUAAGCCCCCCCCUUAAACAUUAUUAAUAAGCCCCCCUGGGGGCUUAAUAGAGGGUUUAUGGUAUCUUUCUUAAGGCAAAACACUUUGGUUGGCCUUCAGACACUUGCAGUGAAAACAUAUUAACCCAAAAGAAACUUUGAUCUUGUCACUGGGAAACUACCGAAGUAGUAAAUUUGGGUUUUCCAUGGUGUAAAAUGAAUUCCAAACUAGAUUUCAUGGAAAAAACACAAGGAUUGGAUGGUGAAAAUGCCAAACUGAAAUACACUUGGAGAACCAUAUCAUGCAACGUAAACAAACUCAUCUGCGAAGUGAGACAUUCUGAAAAUUGCUCUUGUAUCUCGAUUUUGCUUCUAUUUUGAUACUACUGUCCCACAUUGCUUCUGGGACAGCCUUCUGGUUAGUAUAUGCUUUCACUGCAAGUAGCCUGAAUGGCAACCAACCUUUUAUGUUUAAAUGAUGUUCAAUAAUAAAACUCAUAUGGUGUACCCUAUAUUCUGAGGAGGCCUAUAGUUCAUGAGCCCCCGACUUCUAUAUAGGCUUCCUCCUCAUUACCAUUUUGAACAUUUUGUAACAUAAUUAUUUAUUAAGAAUAGUGUCUAACAUCGUUAAUAUGUUAUAAAUAUAUUGGGUAUUGUAAAUGUAUUUUAUGUGGUUAAGACAAAAUAAAUCAAUGAAUGAAUACGGAAUAUUCAUAUAAUUUGGGCAUUUUUAUUUUGAGGAUUUAUUCACCUAUGCCUUUCCCUUCUCUUUUCUUGUUACAUUAUCUGUAAAAAGUAAUAGUUUAAAAGACCAAAAAGUAGAAUCUAAAGUGCAUGUAUCUUAAUGUAUUGUUUUCUACCUUCAGACCACUUUAGCACACAUUGUAGCCAACUCAGCAAGACGUAGUAACAAAGCACGAUUUGUGCAGUUGUCAGCAACCACCAGUGGCAUAAAUGAUGUAAAAGAAGUAGUAAAAGUUGCAAAGAAUGAACAGCAGAUGUUUAAACGAAAAACAAUUUUAUUUGUGGAUGAGAUCCACCGUUUCAAUAAACUGCAGCAGGUGAUCAUCAUCUUUGUUCAUGACUCUACCAGUAGAAUUUUUGUCUCAUUUGGAUUUUUUUUGUUACACAUUCAUGGUUCGUACAAUUUUGAAAAGGUCUUGAAUUCGGUUAAAGUCCUUGAAAAGUACUUGCUUUCUUUAUUAGGUCUUGAAAAAUCCUUGAAAUUCACUACCUUGUCUAAAAACAUUUUUGUGCAUGAGCAGUAUUUUACUUCCGUUUCUUUAUUUUAAGUUCUUUUUCUGUACCUCAGAUGCAAUUACAAGUCACACCCAGUUAUUUUCCAGGGCAAAGUAGUGUAAUAUAAUGUGAUCAACCAUGGCUGAAGAAGUAAAAAUCGUAUAUGACUCCAUGACGUGUUUUAGCCAAUAAAGUGUCCAAAAAGGAGUUAAAGAGUGCCGAUUUAUUGAAUAAAUCGUAGUGCUUGAAAACUGUUAUAAUUUGUCCGGGAAAAAUCUUUGAAAAGUCCUUGAAAUUUGUUUGUCUGAAGUUGUACGAACCAUGACCUUUGUCCAGGACAAACAGAUUUUUUCGCUGGUCAAGUGACAUUUUAUGCUUGUCAGGAGGCGCUCUUGGUGGGGUUCGAGGGGGGGGGGGUGUAUGUCCCUAUAGUCUGAAUUUCAAAUACGGUCGUUUUGUGUUUUGAGGAGUAGACCAUGUCCCUGUCAGUUUGUUGCCAUUUCAUCUAGUUUUAUGUUGCUGUAUCAUGGCCAUGUUGCUUUUUGGAAUUUUACCGCAACAGGGCCUGGGUCAGGGUCUCGUCUUACAACUCAGGGUGUUCAUUAGGCAACAGAGAUCGGAGAAAUCUCUGUUUACUUUGCAGAAUUCUCUGGUUAAUGUUCAGUAGCCUAUGACAAUUUUUAUUCAGAUGGGAGGACUCUUUCAAAAUAUUCUCCUGCAAUGUUACAACUUCCUCCUGCUACUAGAAUUCUUAAUGAAAACUCUGCAACUUAAUCAUUAACUGAAAAAAGCAAGCAUGCAGUAACCUUGGGAAGGCAAAAUUUGAGAACCAUCCGUAGUUCAAGUUUUUUAAGCCUUUAUAAUUUUGUAUUAAUUUUGAGAACCUUGAAUCAGGCAUUUUAUCAUUUUAAAUGCAAACUUGCUCUCCACAGGAUACAUUCCUUCCACAUGUUGAAAAUGGUACAAUAACCUUAAUAGGAGCAACAACAGAGAACCCGUCAUUUCAGCUCAACAAUGCCCUGCUAGGCAUUUUAUCAUUUUAAAUGCAAACUUGCUCUCCACAGGAUACAUUCCUUCCACAUGUUGAAAAUGGUACAAUAACCUUAAUAGGAGCAACAACAGAGAACCCGUCAUUUCAGCUCAACAAUGCCCUGCUUAGUCGCUGUCGAGUCAUAGUCCUUGAAAAGCUUUCAACUGAACAUGUGGAGCAAAUCCUAAAACAUGCUCUUGAUAGCCUGGGAGUGUUCACUACCAAGAGGGAUUCCUUGGACACCAACCAGGUACAUCUCUCAUCUGAGUACAGGUGAGGAGUUUGAAACAUCUGAAAGCUUUGGUAUUGAGUUUUUCUAAAAUUGGUAAAGCCUGGUUCUCAUAUGCUGCCAACCUACCUUCGAUAUGGCCACUGGAACCUCCUGGGAUGCGGUUCCGAUAUGAGAACAGAAGUGGCCCGCAAUAUUGGUUAUCUCAGUCUUUAUUGCUGGCAUUCCUAAAAAGUUGACUUGGGUUCAACUUCGUAGGCGUGCCAGCAGAAAAAACCCUGCCCUGUGAUGGCUCUUGUUGACAGCAGCAGAGGUUCUCAUUCAUCCAAACAGUAUCCCAGGCAGUACCGGCGAAUGGAGUAAGGACAGACAAUUUAAUCAGACUCUUGUAUUGUUACCCACUGAGAAUAGCUCCGCUAAUUAUUGUGGGUAACAUAACUGUAAAUAAUUUUCAAAUGGAAUAAAUUGUUGUCAAAAAUGAAACUGAAAAUGUGCAAUUGCUAAUUUGUUGUGUGAUUCUUUUGUUAGUGACUAUCAUGUUGUAGUAGAAGAAGAAGCUAUUAAAGUGUUAGCAAACCUCUGUGAUGGUGAUGCCAGGAUUGCACUAAAUGGCCUCCAGCUUGCAGUGCAGUCACAAGUGUCUGCAGUAAAACAUAAGACACAGAACAAUACUAAUUCAUCCAACAGUAUGUCGUUAUCACUACAUCAAAAUGGAGAAUGCUUCAAAAAUGGAACUCUACCAUCAUAUGGUGCUAAUGAUACUCAUGAUUCCAGUGAAAAGAAAACUGUUUUUGUCAAUGUUUCUCACAUCAAAGAGGGUCUGCAAAGAACUCAUCUGCUUUAUGACAGAAAUGGUGAAGAACAUUACAAUAUUAUUUCUGCAAUGCACAAGUCAAUAAGAGGGGGUGAUGAAAAUGCUGCAUUGUAUUGGCUGGCCAGAAUGCUUGUCGGAGGUGAAGAUCCAUUAUAUGUUGCUCGAAGACUGGUGAGAUGUGCAAGUGAAGAUAUUGGCAAGUGUUUUCUUGUUUCAUUGAUAAUAGAACUAGAGGAUUAUGUUUCUUAUAGGGAGUAUCGACUGACGUAUCAAUCGACAUCUCAGUUGACUGUUGGCGACAUAUCAGUCGCUAUAUUUGUCGAGUCUCGGUUGACAUUGAAGGAGACUCGAAUGGUAGUCAGCUGCUACAGUCUAUUGAUCAAUAGUUGGUCGUUACUUUGCUGAUGGAUCACCGACUUAUCACUGACACUUGAUCAAUGUAAUGGCUGAUACCCUGGUGAACUGUUGUUUGACAUGUAACUAAUCUCCUUUAUGAGUCUCCAUUGACUCUCUUUUAACACUACACCAACACUUGACUGAUAUGUCGACUGACAUACAACCAAGAUGCCAGCCAGUACAUGAAAAUAGCCCACAAUUUGGUAACUGGUCAAUCUGGUAUCAGCCACAGCUGUUAUUUGUAGCGCGCAAUAGUGUCCACCGGGUGUCAGUUGACACGUACCUUCUUACAAAGGGAAAAGCCUUGGGGACAAAAAAGUUGUAUGGUUCACCGAUACUCUACCUAUGCUAUCGCGACCAGCCGUUGGUUGGCAGACACUCAACUUAUACUCGACCAAUAGUAUAAUGCCACUCAGCCAAUAUAUCAACCGACACUUGACUGACCUAGUGGCCGUUAUUAAUGGUGACCAACAGUUGAACAAGAUGUCAGUCAAUGACCUCUAUAAGACACAUGAUCCCAUUUUGAUUCCCUCAAGUACACUAGUUUUAAUACAAUGGUUUACAAACACUGGCAUUUGGUGAGCCAUUGACCUUUCGUUGCACCCUGACAGUUCCUUAGCAUCUAAAAUCUAAUAUUCAGCUAGAAAAAUAAUGUGAAAGACUUAUUUGAUUCAGCAGUUUCUUUCUAUGCCAGCUUCAGGAAGCAGCUGAAUUUUUAAACUGUUUUAUGUCUCCUUAUAAGAUAUUCUUAUAUACUUUCAUGUGACCAACAGUUACACAAAUUUAUUAACUUAUUAUCCACAUCCUAGCAUGUGAAUGAUCAGAUGCGCAUAUCAAUGAAUUAAAUUAGUCAGAUUAGCUUGGUGUGCAUCCAUGUUGAUAGGUUUUGGUCUGUAACUAAUCUCCUUUUUGUGGUUAAACAGAAUGCUGAGAAGUUCCUUGACAAUAUGAGUGAAAUCACUAGAGUCUAAUUUAUUGAUAAUAGCUGAAUCGCCAUUAAGCGGCUAGUAAUCUUUAAGUCCCGAAAUAGUUGUGGAAAAGAAUGGGAACUUAAAGCUCUAUUAAGUGGCCACCUCUAUUAAGGGGCUGUGGCCACCUUUAUGCUGUCCCAACAAGAGUUUUCCCAAUGUUAUGACCUCUAUUAAGCAGCUGUCAAGCGCUUGAUAUGCUUAGUUUGGCUUUAUUUCAAGAAAAGUACUAUUAUUUCAAGGAAAAUAUAGUUCGAGAUAGAAGGUGAUGACUGAUUACGGAGCAGUAUUAAAUGCUGCUCCUGUUGCGUGUUUGUUUCAAAAUAAAGUGAUUUUGCUGCUAAAGCUUAUGCUAAUUAAGGACUAACCUCUAUUAAGUGGCCAACCUCCAUUAAGCGACCACUUGCCAGUACCCAGAGGGUGGCCGCCUAAUGGAAGUUCAACUGUAGUUGUUUUGUUUUGUGUAGGUUUGGCUGAUCCACAGGCCUUGAACCAGGCUGUGGCUGCUUACCAGGCUUGUCAUUUUAUUGGAAUGCCAGAGUGUGAUGUAAGUACAUCAUAAAAUAGAGAGAAAGAGAAAGAAACUUUUGAAUUUUUGGAAAAGUCUGGAAAACAGACAUUAAGUCUGGAAAAAUGGUAAAAAGUCUGGAGUUUUUUUUCAAAGCUACAACAAGUGCUUAAUAAGUGAAUUUUUUUCUCAUUGUCAAAUCCCAUUUAAUCUGACCCCUAGCCAAGACAUUUAAUCACACAUAACUCUCAUAUAUCUGCAUUGUACCGUGGUUAUCUGACGUUUGAAGUGCAUCUUGAAAAAAAGGUUGGUUCUUACAUUAUUCAAGGUCUCUAUUGACCACCUAUUUGGUAACCUUGAGUCUGAAAAAAUAUACUUAGUCUAUUGUUUUGGAAAAAGUCUGGAAAAAGUCUUGAAUUUCGGAUCUAAAAAUCUGUACGAACCCUGUAAUGGGUAGGGCAACCUUAAACAUAGGAAUGCUGGGAUCUGGAGAAAGAGAGUUGGUUUAUAUUUUGUGCUCUCUUCACAGGUGAUUCUUGCCCAAGCUGCUGUGUACCUCGCCAGAGCUUCCAAGUCUAUAGAAGUGUUCAAUGCAUACAGUGAAGCUAAAAAGCUUGUGAAUGGCUGGGAAGGCCCUCAACCAUUAGUUCCAUUACGUAUUAGAAAUGCACCAACUAAACUCAUGAAAGGUCUAGGUUAUGGUGCUGGCUACAAGUACAAUCCUGCAUUUGAUGGACCCGUUGAUCAAACAUACCUACCUCCGGAAGUGCAAGGGGUUGAUUUCUUUACUUGGAGUAAAAAAGAA